This is a messenger RNA of Thamnophis elegans (Western terrestrial garter snake), 3576 nucleotides long. It is a transcript of the gene MAPKAPK5, whose product is annotated as MAPK activated protein kinase 5. Gene Ontology annotation, molecular function: calcium/calmodulin-dependent protein kinase activity; ATP binding; mitogen-activated protein kinase binding. The transcript is spliced from 14 exons. Gene Ontology annotation, biological process: protein autophosphorylation; Ras protein signal transduction; negative regulation of TOR signaling. Bases 662 to 2083 code for a protein of 473 amino acids. The record is from RefSeq and is a predicted model, not a curated record. Gene Ontology annotation, cellular component: cytoplasm; nucleus. NCBI's taxonomy places the organism in Eukaryota, Metazoa, Chordata, Lepidosauria, Squamata, Natricidae.
UCCGAGGCAGGGCGUCGCGCGUAGGCACGGGGCUGCCCCGGCCACCCGCCUGACUGCUUCCUUCCCCGAGAGCCUCGGCAGCGGCCAAGCUCCACUCGGUGUUCGACCCCGCGCGGCUUGCCCGUCAAGGCGGCGCGGAAGCUAAGGGAUCCGGGCAGGCGGCGGCUGCGGGGAGCGCGGCGGACGCCCCUCCUGAGUCAGGCGGGGGUGCCCGUGGAGGAGGAGGAGGGGGGGUGCGAAGCGGUGGCCAUGGCCGGCGGCUGCCCCGCGUCAGUCGAGCCCCGGCGGCCGGGCUGAGUCGGCUGCGGCGCUUCCCUCCCGCCGCCCGCGGCCUCGCUCUUCCCCGCCGCCAGGAGAGGGCUCCCCCCGGGCCUCCGCUUCCCCGACGUCCCGCUCCCUUCCCUCGGCUGCUGGGCGGGGAUGAGGCGGCAGCCCGGCGGAGGCGGUGGUGGUGGCGGCGGCGGUGGCGGCAGCAGCAGCAGCAGCGGCGGAGGAGGCGGCGAAGGGGGAGGCGGCAGCGGCGACGGUAGUGGAGGCAGCGGGGACAACGACGCCGACGACUCCGACUUGGAGGGGCGGCCCCCCGCCUAGCCCCCCCGGCGCGCCCCCCGAGCCCCCCGAGCCCCCGGGCCUGAGGCGGCGGCGGAGGAGGAGGAGGAGGAUGUCGGAGGAGCCCGACGCGGAGAGGAUGAUCAAGGAAACCUCUAUUUUGGAAGACUACCACAUCAACUGGACUCAGAAGCUGGGAGCUGGAAUCAGUGGCCCAGUAAGAGUCUGCAUCAAAAAAUCGUCUCAAGAACGGUUUGCACUGAAAAUCCUUCUGGAUCGCCCCAAAGCGAGAAAUGAGGUCCGGCUUCACAUGAUGUGCGCGGCACACCCCAACAUCGUCCAGAUAAUUGAAGUCUACGCGAACAGUGUACAGUUCCCCCAUGAGUCCAGUCCCAGGUCUCGGCUGCUCAUUGUUAUGGAGAUGAUGGAAGGGGGUGAACUGUUCCACAGAAUCAGCCAACACCGCCACUUCACUGAGAAGCAAGCAAGCGAAGUAACAAAGCAGAUCGCUUUGGCUUUGCAACACUGUCAUUCGUUAAACAUUGCCCAUCGAGACCUUAAACCUGAAAAUCUUCUUUUCAAAGAUAAUUCUUUGGAUGCUCCCGUGAAGCUCUGCGACUUCGGGUUCGCCAAGAUCGACCAAGGUGACUUGAUGACACCACAGUUCACUCCUUAUUACGUAGCACCUCAGGUUCUGGAGGCACAGAGGCGACAUCAGAAAGAGAAGUGUGGUAUUAUCCCUACCUCACCAACCCCAUACACUUACAACAAGAGCUGUGACUUGUGGUCCCUGGGCGUCAUCAUUUACGUGAUGCUGUGUGGCUACCCACCCUUCUACUCGAAGCAUCACAGCCGGACGAUUCCGAAGGACAUGAGGAAAAAAAUCAUGACGGGAAGCUUUGAGUUCCCGGAGGAAGAGUGGAGCCAGAUCUCAGAAAUGGCGAAAGACAUUGUGCGCAAGCUGCUGAAGGUUAAGCCGGAAGAGAGACUGACCACGGAAGGCGUUCUGGAUCACCCUUGGCUCAACUCGACCGAGGCUCUCGACAACAUACUGCCUUCUGCCCAGCUGAUGAUGGACAAGGCCAUGGUUGCCGGGAUCCAGCAGGCCCACGCAGAGCAACUGGCUAACAUGAGGAUACAGGAUCUCAAAGUGAGCCUCAAGCCGCUGCACUCGGUCAACAACCCGAUUCUGCGCAAAAGGAAACUUCUGGGAACGAAACCAAAGGAAAGCGUGUACAUCCACGACCCUGAGAACAGCGGCAAGGACUCCAACGUUGCCCUGGAGAAGCUACGGGAUGUGAUUGCUCAGUGCAUCCUGCCACAGGCUGGUAAAGGAGAAAAUGAAGAUGAGAAACUGAACGAAGUUAUGCAGGAAGCCUGGAAGUAUAACCGGGAAUGUAAAUUACUCAGAGACACUCUGCAGACCUUUAGCUGGAAUGGUAGAGGAUUUACCGACAAAGUGGACCGGCUAAAACUGGCAGAAAUAGUGAAGCAAGUGAUUGAAGAGCAGACCGCCGCUCACGAGUCGCAGUAGUUGGAGCUGCUUGUUCUUAUCAAAACACACAUAUUCUCACCCGUUUUUAUUUUAGUUUUUUUAAAGACCAUUUUGUGAAUUAUCUGUUCAAGCAGCCUUGCCCAGCCGGGCGCCUUCCCAGAUGUUCCGGUUUGGGAUGAUAAGGGCGGAAAGCACCCAGCUGUGCAAGGCCGCUGCAAACUGUAAAAAGUAUUUUUUAUGUAAAUUAAUAAGUCAUAAUUAUUUCAUUAAAUUUCCACGCAGCUUGAGAAACGCUGUAUAGAUGUAGAUAAUGAGAAUCAUUGGUACUGUAAUAUUUUUUUAAGAAACUCGGUUCCUCAAAAAAUUAUAUAUAUACAUAUAUAUAUAUAUAUAUUAUAUAUUACAUGAUUUUUACCUAGCCCUUCAUUCAUGAUUUUAAAUGGGGCAAAUGAUUGUAUUCUCCCGAGUAUCCAGACGAGGCAAUAUCUCUCCAGCUGCCUGGCACCACCAGUGGUGCGCCAGCUCAGUCCUGGGGGGUCUCCCUUGGCCUUCAGCUCCAUCCAUUACUUGAAGAAACCGGCCAGAGAUGUAUGGGCUACUCAGCUGCCUGGCGAUCCAAGACAGCCCUGUAAAAAGCGGUGACUGAUUAAAAAAAAAACACAGCGCUGUGUUUCCCGGUCUGGAGGCCCAUUUUCUUGAGCCGAGAAUUACAUUUUUCCUCUGUUUUGAGACGCGAAGCAUUGGGGGACAGAAACGGGAGCUGGUGGGUUUGUACCAGUUCAGAGGGAACUGUGAUCUCUCGGACAAGAGAUUUGCUUUUGAUCUCUCGGACAAGAGAUUUGCUUUUGAAGCCUGGUGGGGACAGCCCCACCAUACCACUCUGGCACCAUUGCCCCGCGGCCGCUGAAAUGCCGAUCCCAGGUUAUAUGCGGGCUCUGGGGUUUGCUAUUUCUGGGGUAAUGGUGUUUUGUUGUUUUUAAAAUCCUUCCUGAGUCCUAUCAUCCUUGCCCGGCUUCUUUUUUUCUGCUUUCUGGGCUCAUCCUUCAAAUGUUUUCCUUGUGGGCUUUUUGUCUGUGACAGCUGCUGGUUGCAGUCUUGCAAUUUUUAUCCAGAGCCAUUUGAUGGGAAGGAAGGCCCGCGAGCGCCUGGCUUUAGUCUUGGUUUUUUAGAAUAGAAUUUUAUUAAUUUGUAUGUAGUCUUGGUUUUUAGUUCUUUAGUUUUUAACGGGAAGGUUUUGCUGCUAGCAGGGGCAAAAUGUUAGGGCUAAACAUCUGGAAAGCUGGAGUCUCUUUUUGUCUAUAGCGCCAGUUCAGUUGAUAAUCUCAGGACUUUUCGCCCGCUCUGCAAACAUAACGAAGAGAAUGCGCUGAGAAACAGGACGGGGAAACGUCCUUUGGAGAUGCCCACGAGGAUAAAUGAUGCCAUGCCAGAGAAGGAGCCUUUGAAACAGGGGGAAACUGAGUCCUCGGCCAGGAAAAAAAACCCUCAAACCCUGCAGAAAUAGGAUAAUGUUUCCCACGCUCUGCAGAAGC